AUGUCUGCCAAAGCCAGUCGUCCACACAAGAAACGGCGAGCAAAAUCUAGCGGCCUGAGUGAGAAAUCGAUGGGGCUCCUUGCUUCCACGGACGAUAGGAAUACUGUUAUACUAACAGAGGCCAGCGACGCGAGUCCUUUCACCGAGGAUGAUCUCUCAAUGGCCUCGAGCACGUCGCCUCAAGCUUGGGGUAUGGAUAUUGCUGCACAGGAAAAUCCUUCACAAGAUCAAAGCCUUUCACUGGUCAUUAUGGACGUACCGGACAACAGCAACUUCUUCGAACAAUGUUUCGUGGAAAGAUUUGUCGAACAAAGCACGAGUUCGAGGCUGGGAGUGAAUCCGAACCGACCGAGAUCAUGGGUAUUUGCCCUUCCAAGCUUGCUAUCAAACACCCAGACACCCUCUGUCAGAUUCUCCAUUCGAGCCGCCAGCUUGAUAUACUUUGCGGUUGUCCAGGACAACAAGACCGCCGAGCUUGAGGCUGUGCGUUGGUAUCUUGCCGGUCUCGAGAGCCACCGUGGAUUUAUACAAGGCUGCACCGGCACUGGUACAAAACUAUUAACACACGAGCCAACUUCAAGCAGCGCGGACAUAUCUGUGCCAAUGAUGUUUCUCUAUUUUGAGACGAUGAGACGGACGUCUCUUGACGCCUGGGCUCACCAUAUUGCGGCGGCCGUUAGCAUAGUCGAAACUCGAGGGCCGGAUCAUUACCGUGUCGGUCAGGAUCAUGCCAUGUUUAGAUCACUUCGCACGUAUGCGGCUUUUAAAGCCCUCCUCAAAAACGACCCCUGCAGCUUCGCUUCACAAGAAUGGUGUGAAGAACCAUUCAAAGAUAGUACCAAGAUCGCCUACGAGUAUCUGAUUGAUAUCCUCCUCUCCGUUCCUUACCACCUGAAGCUCACCUUGGCACCUGGUGGCGACUUUCGGGAUUCCAUCCACAGGAUAGCAGACCUCGACGACUCGGACCGGCAAACGCUGGAAAGGGAGACGCUUGUUAUCCUACAGCGCCUGCAGACGUUGUGGUGGCAUUUCGCGCACGACACCGGCUUCGGUGUUGCGCAGCUUCAUGCAGACCUGACAGACGAUACCGCCGUCGUCGAUUCACUCACGAUUCCACCUACUUGGCAGUGCGUGUUUCCCGACACCCUAACUGCCAAGACGGUCUCGCUGUACAACUCCAUGAUGGUCGUACUCUAUUCUGUGCUGAUGUCUCUCGAAGAGUGCAAACCAUCGUCCUAUCAGGGCCUGUCGCCCAUUCAGCGUUACCGAUCCGUGAUCGAUUACCACUCAUCUUCGGUGCUGGUGGCCGCGUCGUAUCAGAACUGGCGCCAUCCUUACUGUGGCGAUGCACUGCGGACGGGGUUCUCUCUGAAGAUCGUGUCGUGGCUGGGUACAGACGAAACGCACAGGGCGGAGGCACACAGAAUGAUGGCUUUGUGGGGGAUGGAGAGUGAAAUUGUGGGAGGAUGA
Molecule: messenger RNA, 1470 nt
Organism: Cladophialophora psammophila CBS 110553
Lineage: Eukaryota; Fungi; Ascomycota; Eurotiomycetes; Chaetothyriales; Herpotrichiellaceae
Exons: 2
Coding region: 1-1470 (489 amino acids)
Source: RefSeq, a predicted model, not a curated record